AUGGGGAUAAAAGGAGCACAAUACUGGAAAAUCCUAUCCUUCAUUUUUGCCAUCCAGGAGAUCAACCAGAAUUCCCAUACCUUACCCAACAUCACCCUGGGUUACAGUAUCUAUGAAAAUUAUUUCAGUGCAGGAAAAACCUCAGAUGCUUUGCUGGACCUGCUUUCAGUUGGGGAGGCCAAUGUCCCCAACUACAGUUGUGGAAACCAGAGAAACACAGUGGCUGUUCUUGAAGGUACUGAAACAGGCUUCUCCAUCCAGAUAUCAUCCAUGUUAGAGACCUACAAAAUCCCACAGCUUCAUCCCUUCCUUGGAAACUCUGAAUUUUAUAAUAAAUCCAUAGAAGGAGUAUAUCUGGAUGAGAAGGGAGAACUAACAGUAGACUUGGACAUUGUUAAUUGGCUAUUUCACAAUAGGUCAAUUAGGAAAUUGAUGUUUGGCAGCCUAGAAAAACAAGGAUCCCUAGAUUUCAAGUUCAUGGUCGAUCCAAAGGUUACAGUGGAAAUCAAUAAGCUGAACAAGUCCCUGCCUCCUUCCAGGUGCGUGGAAAGCUGCCAUCCCGGAUUCAUGAAGGUGGCUCAGGAAGGGAGGCCCGUGUGCUGCUAUGACUGUCUUCCCUGUGCAGAAGGAACCAUCUCCACCAUGGAAGAUGCAGAAAAAUGCAGCAAAUGUCCACCAGAUCAACAUCCAAACAACAACCGAGAUCACUGUAUCCCCAAAACAAAGACUUUCCUAUCCUAUCAAGAAAAAUUAGGCAUCAUCUUGACUUCCAUUGCCUUGUUCCUCGCUUUAAUCACAUUCUUGGUCUUGGGAAUCUUCAUUAAAUUCCAAGAAACUCCUAUAGUCAAAGCCAACAAUCGGGACCUCUCUUAUAUCCUUCUGGUUUGUCUCCUGUUUUCCUUCUUCACCCCCUUCUUGUUCAUUGGCCAGCCAAGGAGAGUCACCUGCCUUCUUCGACAAACGACAUUCAGCAUCAUCUUCUCUGCUGCCAUUUCUUCUGUCUUGGCCAAAACCAUCACAGUGGUGCUGGCUUUCUUGGCCACAAAACCAGGGAAUAACAUGCAGAGAUGGCUGGGAAAGAGUUUAGCCAACUCCAUUAUCCUUUCUUGUUCUGGUCUUCAAGUUGCCAUCUGCAGCAUCUGGUUGGGUGCUUCUCCUCCUUUCCCUGAUUCUGACAUGUACUCACAAUCUGGAGAAAUCAUUCUACAGUGCAAUGAAGGCUCUGUCGCCAUGUUUUAUGGGGCCCUUGGCUACAUGGGCUUCCUGGCUGCCAUCUGCUUCACUGUGGCUUUCCUGGCCAGGAAUCUGCCUGGGGCCUUCAACGAAGCCAAGCUGAUUACCUUCAGCAUGCUGGUCUUCUGCAGUGUCUGGAUAUCCUUCCUGCCGACUUACCUGAGCACCAAAGGGAAAUACAUGGUGGCUGUGCAGGUCUUCUCCAUCCUGGUCUCCAAUGCUGGACUUCUUGGCUGCAUCUUCAUGCCCAAGUGUUUCAUUAUUUUCCUAAGACCUGACCUCAAUACAAAAGAAUAUGUAAUGUCAAAAUAA
Molecule: messenger RNA, 1545 nt
Organism: Pseudonaja textilis
Lineage: Eukaryota; Metazoa; Chordata; Lepidosauria; Squamata; Elapidae
Source: RefSeq, a predicted model, not a curated record